AUGGACGCAGCUCUGCAAAAGGCGCUGCUCGACCGCGUCUACGACAAGCGCAAAGCCGCCACGCUCGACCUCGAACGCCAAGUACGUGAUUGCCUUGCCAGAGGCGACCGAGCGCGGGUCAAUCUCAUCGUUCAGCAGCUGUGCUCCUUCCUCUCCACCUCGCCGCAGAACGUCAACGCUCGCAAUGGUGGUCUCAUAGGUCUUGCCGGUAUCGCCAUCGCACUCGGUGUGGAGCUCGCUCCCUUUUUGGAGCAGAUCGCAAAGCCCGUCUUGGCCUGCUUUAACGAUCCGGACAGCAAGAUCCGCUACUUCGCAUGCGAGAGCUUCUACAACAUUGCCAAGGUAUGCAAGGGCGAGAUCCUCGUCUACUUCAACGAGACCUUUGACGCCCUCUCCAAGCUUGCGGCCGACUCGGAACUCAGUGUCAAGAACGGCGCCGAACUGCUCGACCGUCUUCUCAAGGACAUCGUCUGCGAAGCAGCUCCGCACUACGUCUCUCAGUUCCAAGACAUAUCGCUCAUCCGAGCCCAUCAGGAUGCGCAGGAUGGCUUCGCCGGUGGUGCAGCAGAGCUCGACGUCGCGCGCGAGAAGGCGCACCAGAUCGAUGAGGAAGGCACCGCCAGCAACAAGGUCUUCUCCCUCGCUCGCUUCAUUCCGUUGCUCGCAGAGCGCAUCUAUGUGCUGAGCCCUUUUACUCGCAACUACCUCGUCAGCUGGAUCACCGUUCUCGGGUCCGUCCCUGAGCUCGAGCUGAUCACCUACCUCCCCUCCUUUCUCGACGGACUGCUCAAGUACCUCAGCGACCCGAACACCGAUGUUAGAGUCGCUACCGCCAACGUACUCGCCGACUUUCUGCGUGAGAUCCGCCACGCGGCCGAACUCGCUGCAAAACGACACGCCUUCGAGCAGCAUCGCGCCGAACGACAGGAGCACAAAAGGCUCAAGGGGAAACAACGAAUUAUGCCAUCUGCGAUCGACAGUAUGCCUCCCAAAUCAGGAGCUCCAGAAGAUGCGCUCCUCCCAUCACAAUUUGAAUCACAACCUAGGAGUGCCAGUCCGAGCAAGUCCAUGCGAUCGUCGUCAAAGACACCAUCGACGAAGCCUCGAUCGGAAGGGGGCACUUCGCCACUUCCUCCUCAACAAGACGGCCACGACACGGACCAAGGAGUGACAGAAGACGUCGGCAACGAAUCUGCCGUUGAGGACGAUCAUCAGGAAGCACACGACGAGGACGAGGAAGAAGACAUUUGGGUCGAUGGCACCGAGGUACGCAUCGAAUAUGCCGCCAUCGUAGAGAUCCUCAUCAAUCACAUUGGCUACCCAGACGAGGAAAUUCAGGCGACCACGCUACAAUGGAUCGCCGAAUUCCUCCUGGUGGUCAAGGACGUCGUAGUGCCCUUCACACCUCGGCUCAUCUCUGCCAUCUUACCGAGCUUGGCACACCAUAGCCCAGCCAUCGCCAGCGCAGCGCAUGCGACCAACAUCAACCUUUACAGAGUCAUUCAGGACAUUGCUGCACCUGCUGCACCACCGAGCGCUCGUCCGCGAAUCUCAUCAGCCACCGCAGCUUUGCAGGGCCACAAACAUACCAAUUCCACCUCUUCGGGUCGCGAGCGGAAUGCGGCAGGGAGCCCAACGCAGCACGGCAAUCUCAACAGGCACGGUUCGGUCUCCAGGCCCGCCAUCUCCUCCUCGACAACUCCCAUCUCUACAUCAAUCCCGGCGACUGGGCCAAUAUCGCCCCGCUCUCGAGCAAAUACCCUCAGCGGCGAGCCUGCGACGAGCAUGGCGACCCUCACUCUGUCCGAAAGCACGGGCAACGACGAUCGUACCACCUCGCCCACCCAGAACGGCAACGAUGCUCUAGCGGAAGACGAGGAUCCCUUCGACUACCAGAUGACAGUCAAUGCGCUGAUACUGCAGCUGCUCGACGAGCACGAGGAGACCAGAGUAUCUGCGCUCGAAUGGCUCUUGAUGCUGCAUCGAAAGAGUCCGCAAAAGAUUCUGUCGAUGGACGAUGGAACCUUCCCAGCACUGCUCAAGACGCUCUCGGAUCCCUCUGACGAAGUCAUCCGAUGCGAUCUUCGCCUCCUAGCGCAGAUCAGCUCGGCAUCUGAGGACUCGUACUUCCAUGCCUUCAUGGCCAACCUGCUCAGCCUCUUCAGCACUGAUCGACGUCUGCUCGAGACGCGCGGCUCACUUAUUAUCCGGCAGCUGUGCGCGUCUCUCCACACCGAACGCAUCUUUCGCACGCUCGCUGAGAUCCUCGAAAAAGACGAGGAUCUCGAAUUUGCCAGCAUCAUGGUGCAGAACCUCGCCAUCAUCCUCAUCACCUCUCCUGAGCUCGCCGACUUCCGCAAGAAGCUGCGCAACCUCGACUCGCGCGAAGGCCAGCAGUUGUUCGUGUCGAUCUAUCGCUGCUGGUGCCACAACGCGGUGGCGGCCUUCAGUCUGUGUCUGCUAGCACAGGCGUACGAGCACGCUAGCAAUCUGCUGACCAUCUUUGCUGAGCUCGAGAUCACCGUAUCCCUGCUCAUCCAGAUCGACAAGCUGGUGCAACUGCUGGAAUCGCCAAUCUUCACGGCGCUGCGGCUGCAGCUGCUGGAGCCCGAGAGGUAUCCUUACCUAUUCAAGUGCCUGUAUGGCAUUCUGAUGUUGUUGCCGCAGAGUUCGGCGUUUGUCACGUUGAGGAACAGGUUGAACGCGGUAAAUGGGUUAGGGUUCUUGCAUUCGGUGCCCAGGUCGAGCUAUUCGUCCCGGACCGGAUCGAAGAGUGUAUCCAGCUCUGGAGGCGCAUCGGCUGGCGGCGGGGGCACAGGUACAGGGGGAAGCUCGGCGGGUGGAUCAGCGUCGAUGGUCGAGAUCAAAUGGAACGAUCUACUGCAUCACUUCCGAGUGGUGCAGAACAAGCACGAACGUGCCCGUCGCCAAGCGACUGCGGGCGCGACCGCAGCAGGCGGCGGCACACAUCUCGCACCCGACUACGCUGCGCCCCGGAUCACCUCGUCCGGAGGAGCCGCGUCAUCGUCUGCAUCCUCCAUGGCGGGUGGCGCAGCUGGCGGUCGAAGGCGUAUCAACCAAGCAGCGACACCGGCGACGGGCUCCACGACGCCGUCAACCGCGCCAGGGCGGUUCGGGCUGGGACUGUCGUCGUCCGCCUCCAAUGGUCGCAGCAGCAGCGCUGUCGUUUCUGCUCCCAACACAGGCACGAGCAGCUUCUUUGGCAUCCACCUCCCUUCCACAGCAUCUGCCGCCACAGCCUCACCUACGAGUGCUCGUUCUUCCAGCCCGUCGGCAGCCAGGCGAUACGUAUCGGGUCAGCAGCAACCGUCGAAUCCGGGAUCUAGACAGCCGAGCAAAGGAUCUUCGCUGCGCCAGUAG
Molecule: messenger RNA, 3381 nt
Organism: Pseudozyma hubeiensis SY62
Lineage: Eukaryota; Fungi; Basidiomycota; Ustilaginomycetes; Ustilaginales; Ustilaginaceae
Product: vacuole-associated enzyme activator complex component Vac14
Exons: 1
Coding region: 1-3381 (1126 amino acids)
Biological process (GO): phosphatidylinositol biosynthetic process; positive regulation of kinase activity
Cellular component (GO): endosome membrane; PAS complex; fungal-type vacuole membrane
Source: RefSeq, a predicted model, not a curated record